Messenger RNA from Saccoglossus kowalevskii, 1050 nucleotides. RefSeq lists its product as uncharacterized. NCBI's taxonomy places the organism in Eukaryota, Metazoa, Hemichordata, Enteropneusta, Harrimaniidae. Gene Ontology annotation, molecular function: DNA binding. The record is from RefSeq and is a predicted model, not a curated record.
GUUGUCGUCGUAGUUCGUUCUCUCUCGCUCCACGAACGAGUCAGUGUGUAUUGAAUCUUUGCGUUACACGCAGCUCUUAGCCAACUGGGCGCUAACAGUAGUGGUUAUACAAUCGGGAGUUAAAAGACAGCCCUGCAGAGCUUUGUUUACACAACACACCGCCAUCACAACACAGCUGUCUGUGUGUGUCACUGUUGCAGUGAACGCAGGAUGAGCGGUUCAACUAGCAGAACAAAGCAGCAGCACAGUGCAGACAAAGCCGAAGAACCGGCGAGCGCCGAGACCGUGGAAAGUGGCGACACCGAGAUGGCAGAAACUGUUGACACCACAGAAAGAGAAGUGCCACCGAAAAGGCGUGGUAGAAAGCCCGGAUCAACAAAGAAGAAAGCGGCGCCAACACCACAACAACCGCUGGCUGAAGGCGAAAAACGUGGAAGAGGCAGACCCCGGAAACUCCCGCGAAAGGAAACCAGUGGGCCGAAAAGACCACGGGGACGACCUCGGAAAUAUCCACCGAAAGUCGACUCAGGACCCAAACGACCAAGAGGGCGACCUCGGAAAAGUGAGGGAGAUCCAUCAGUUUCAUUAACGCUGAAAAUCAAGAAAGGGGAAAUCGCCACAUCUAAAAAAAAGGAUGGUCGUGGAAGAAAGCGAAAAGAACCCUCAGCUGGCGCAGCAACACCAUCGACGAAGCCGGCUGGCGUAAAACGUGGACGCGGUCGGCCUCCAGGAAGUGUGAAGAAAAGAAAGGUAGUAGAAGAGAUCAUUGAAGAGGCUGAGGCCGAAAGCUCCGUCGCCGUGACAACAGCGGCAACGGAACCACCGGCAGUUAAAAAACCCAGAAGCAAGCCCCCGAAGAAGGCAAUGAUCGAUGCUGUUGCCGCUGAACGCGAGGCAUCAGGCGAGUGAACAAGAAAAGUGCGCCGAGAAUGAGAAAAUCUAUUGAAUGCUGUAUUCGAGACAGUCCACAUGUAAAAUGUUGACUCAAUGCUGUUGCUAUGAAAAGGUGGUGGGGAUAGAUUACGUAAUGUUGUACCAUUAGUUAAUAAU